Messenger RNA from Aspergillus steynii IBT 23096, 2262 nucleotides. Its product is annotated as alpha-mannosyltransferase. NCBI's taxonomy places the organism in Eukaryota, Fungi, Ascomycota, Eurotiomycetes, Eurotiales, Aspergillaceae. Bases 431 to 1912 code for a protein of 493 amino acids. The transcript has a single exon. The record is from RefSeq and is a predicted model, not a curated record. Gene Ontology annotation, biological process: mannan biosynthetic process. Gene Ontology annotation, cellular component: Golgi apparatus. Gene Ontology annotation, molecular function: alpha-1,2-mannosyltransferase activity.
UCGGUAUUACCUCCUGAUAAUUCUCAGGAAAGAAAAGCAUUCCUAUAGUGUAUAUAUUACUCCCCUAAGCAGUCGCAGCGACCACUGCUUAUUCUUCCCCCCGUCAUUGGACGCUUGGCUUCUCCGAUCGCCGCUCUGGGCAGGCCUCGCGCGGAAAGCGUCUCCUGAGUCUUGCUUGCAACAUUCCAGGCCUGGCCUGUCAUGCUGCUGCGGUAUCUCUGAUACUAAGUAUACUGCGUCUCUCCCUCGGGCUCGAUAUUCGCAUGAUUAUUUGCAUCCAACUUCCAUCGAACUUGCAUUUUGUCCGACGCGGCGGAGCCAAUAAGCUAACCAACACACCAACCUCUCUGCCGGCAAGCUGACGGGCGCAUCGCUUUAGCUGUGUAAAUUUUCUUCCGGCCCUGAAAAAGAUCUCGCGCUUAAUCCUGCCAUGCCAGUCCUCCGACCGGGCAGGUUGAGGACCAUCCUCUCCGUCGCCGGCGCAUUGAUCCUCAUUUGCACCGUUUAUUUCAACUGGACCCCCACUCCAGCCUCCGUCGUCCCCAGUACGGCCUUCGAAGUCCCCCUCACAGAACGCCAACAUGUCUUUUGGAAGGUCCUCAAGCCGAUUCUCGAGACGCACGAACCGAAAUGCCCUCCUCCCAACCUGCUGAACCCCUCCGGCGCCAUCGGUUACAAUGCCACGACCACCGAGCCCCGACCGGACCUUGUCGAACUCGUCGGCGACAAUGACCUGACAAUCUUGGAGGAGGCCCAUGCAAGCUACGUCCAGAAUAUCACCGAGUCGAAGAAAUUACGCCCCGUUCAUUCCCCGGGGACCCGUGGCAUCGUGUCGACGGCGGGAGGCUCCUAUCUUCCGGUCUUUCUGUCGUCGCUGCGCAUGCUGCGCCGCACGGGGUCCACUCUGCCCGUCGAGGUAUACGUGAAGGAUAAGAAUGAAUAUGAGAAGAAGAUCUGCGAGGAUCUGCUGCCCGAGAUGAACGCACGGUGUUUGGUUCUGUCCGACGUCGUUGGCACUGACGCCAUCGAACACUACCAGCUCAAGGUCUUUGCGAUUCUAUUCUCGUCCUUCGAGGAGGUCGUCUGGAUGGACGCCGACUGCUUUCCGCUAGACAAGCCCGAGAUCUUGCUCAACCACGAGCCUUUCCAAUCCACCGGCAUGGUCAUUUGGCCCGACUUCUGGGCCUCCACGGUCUCGCCGCUCUACUACAACAUCUCCCGGCAACCGAUGCCGUCUAUGGCGGAACGACAGUCCUCGGAGACCGGAGAGAUGCUCAUCUCGAAAAAGACGCACUAUCGGACGCUGUUACUGGCCGCUUAUUACAACUACUACGGGCCGUCGCACUACUUCCGGCUUCUGUCGCAGGGGGCCCCCGGCGAGGGUGACAAGGAAACCUUCCUGCAGGCCGCAUCGGCGGUCGGCGAGCCGUUCUACGCCGUCAGCGAGCGCGUCCAGGCCAUCGGCCACCCCAAGGAGGAGGGCGGGAUUGCCGGCUCGGCCAUGGCGCAGUCGGACCCCAUCGCCGACUUCGCCAUGACCAGCCAGGGUAAAUGGCGCGUGAAGGACCCCUCGGUGGACCGCGCGCCCCGCGUGUUCUUCAUCCACGCCAACUACCCCAAGUUCAACCCGGCGGAGAACGUGUUCGGCAACAAGUGGGAGACGGCGCCGACUCUGCGGCCGGACGGCACGGACGGCCGUGCCUGGAUCGUGCCGGAAGACGCGCUGAAGCGGUUUGGAUCGGACGCCGAGCGCGCCUACUGGGAGGAGAUCAAAUGGGUCAGCUGCAACCCCGAGGUCGAGUUCAAGACGUGGACCAACAAGCCGGAGACGUGCGAGAACGUCGUGGGCUACUGGCACAAUGUGUUUGCGGAGCCGCAUGAAAACGACCCCAAGUUCUUCGAGGAGGGUUGAUCAAUCAAUUCGACUCUUGACGUCAUGAACCAGAAGAAAUCGCUGUACCAAAUUCAACCAACCCUACCACCCGAGACACUACCCACAGACAACACCUGGACGUGAAAAGUAGGAGCACCCCCCUUCCCUGUACAGUGGAUGCCACCGACACUGGGCCCUGCCUCCAGUGCAUGAUCUGCAUGCCGAUUACGAGACAACGACCUGGAAGAAAGGUUCCCAACAUAUCUUCGUUCUAUUUGAUUCUUGAUGUAUAAUACUUCUAAUACGGACAUAGACCGAUCAACUACUUUCUACUUUCUUAACCCUCCAUCCAUUUAUCCUACUCUCAGAAAAUAACAAUAUGAAUGAAU